AGUUACAACGAAGAGUAAGAAGAGAGUACACAAUUUACUCUUGUAUUCCACACAUUCUAAUGGCAUCGAAAUAUUGUAAAAGAACCCAGAAGGCUGAUUAUAUAUGUACUGGACAAGAAUAACCGUUACUUGAAACUGAACCUUCAAAAGGAUGGCUUUGUGGUUUGCACGGUAUCUUCUCAACUGCAGUAUUCGUCGUCAUCUUCAUCUCCACCAUUGCACGGUAUCUUCUCAACUGCAGUAUUGGUCGCAUCUUCAUCUCCAUCACCCUCAUGGAGUGCAUGAAAGAUGGCGUCAAGUGCACUUCCUGCGACUCGAACAAGGAUCUGUACGCCUCACAGUGCACCCACAUUGACCCUAUUUGCCUUACCUGUGCCACCAGCAUGGCAAAGAACAACUCGACUUGCCAGACGUGUGGUCAUCUCAUCAGAAAAGUCAUCCGGAGAUAUGAUUUGAAGGCUUGCUUGGCUAAAGAGCCCGAAAAAUUUAUUUGUAAAUUUCCUGUGAAUGCGAAUAGGCCAGAUAACAAGGGGGGUGGAAAUGGAGAUGUCAAAAGUACCGCUGAAACUAAGUUCUUCAGAAAAUCAGAUAAGGGCAAAUGGUCAAUGUACAGAAAAGCCGCUGCUAAAUCUAAAAUGAAAGGUGACAAUGAAUGGAUCUUGGAGCAUGCUCUAAACGAAAAGCUUUGCUAUACUGGGAAAAAACAGAGCGAUCCUAAAGGUUAUUACAUGGUUUUGUUUGAUGGAAAAAGGAUGAAUGAGGGAUUUGUUGUUUACCCUAUUAAGUACUGGUAUGAUUUUCAAAAAAAUAUUCAUUAUGAUACACUCACAAUAGAGGAGGCUGAAAACCAAAUGAAUGAUCAGAAAAGGAAUCAGGAAGGAUUUGCUAGAUGGCUAAUGAAAGACAAACAAGAUAAGGUUGAACGAGGAGUAAAAACACGUUUAACCAUUGGUGAGGAUGAUGAGGAUGAUGAAAGGGAUGUUGAAUGGGAUGAUGUGUUGGAUAAUGAGGAGACAAAGAAGAAAACAAUUAAUAAGAAUGAAGAUAGUGAAGAAGAAGCUGGAGAUGAUGAAAAAUUCCAUCCUAAUGAUGAUGUAGAUGAAGAUCAAGACAAAGACAAAGGUGAGGAGUGGGAGCAUGAAAAAGAAUAUGCAGAUGAUGAUGAGCAGAUUCAAGACAAUUCUCAUAACACUUCAAAAGAAGAUGAAUCCAGUGAAUCAGCUCUAGAUGAUAAUUCGGACUUUGAAGAUGAUGAAGGAAUUACUGAAGCUGGAAAGCAAAUAAAAAUGCUUCUUAAGAAAAAAUUCGAUGAGAAUGAUGAGUCUGGAAAGGAAAAUGCUCUGGAACCUAGUGCAAAUAACAAAGAAAUCAAUGAGAAUGAUAGUGAACAUGAGGAUGUGAAGAUGGUUGAUGCCCAGAUCAAACUAUUGCCAACUAAAAAUGCAACAAGAGAGCGUAGAGAAAAGAAGAGGAAGGUUGUUGAUGAUGGUUCAUCUAAAUCUGAUUCAACUGUGAUGAAAAAAUCAAAACCUUCAUUUAGUUUGCAAGACAUAUGUGUUGAAUUUCUUCAAUCGGGACCCAAAAAUGUAAAUGAAAUGCAUGCUUUUCUGAAGGAACAAAAGAAAAGGGUAAGUUUUCAUUGCCUUAUACUUCAAGCAAUUUUAGAUUACGUUAAUGUAACUCCUUUGUAUCUCUUUGUUUCUAUCAGAUGCUCUUCUAAACUGAUUUAGAUUUAUGGGAGAAUGUUAUUUCUCGUGCUAUUAUCUACACAGUAUUGAUCAAAACAGUCACACUAGUAUUUUUUUUAACAUUUAUAUUAUUUCUCGAAGUGAAAGCUAGUUUUGCCUUAGUAUUAAAAUGCAAAUAAAUUAUAGAGUUUUUCAGCAUAGAAAACGACCUUUGUUCAUUGGUAGAUGCCUUUUCCAUAAAUGAGAGGGUUAGAGUCCAGCUUGAAGUAUAUUCAAUGUGGUCUAAGUUUUCUAUAUACUUACAUAUGUAGUAGUAGUAGUAAUGUUGUACAAGAUUAAGUUAUUAUUA
Messenger RNA from Cryptomeria japonica (Japanese cedar), 2037 nucleotides. RefSeq names its product transcription initiation factor IIF subunit alpha. Gene Ontology annotation, molecular function: TFIIF-class transcription factor complex binding; RNA polymerase II general transcription initiation factor activity; DNA binding. Gene Ontology annotation, biological process: positive regulation of transcription elongation by RNA polymerase II; transcription initiation at RNA polymerase II promoter. The transcript is spliced from 7 exons. The coding region runs from base 273 to 1730 and encodes 485 amino acids. Gene Ontology annotation, cellular component: transcription factor TFIIF complex; nucleus. The record is from RefSeq and is a predicted model, not a curated record. Lineage: Eukaryota; Viridiplantae; Streptophyta; Pinopsida; Cupressales; Cupressaceae.